Molecule: messenger RNA, 1921 nt
Organism: Caenorhabditis elegans
Lineage: Eukaryota; Metazoa; Nematoda; Chromadorea; Rhabditida; Rhabditidae
Gene: ast-1
Product: Transcription factor ast-1
Exons: 8
Coding region: 521-1654 (377 amino acids)
Biological process (GO): regulation of DNA-templated transcription; regulation of transcription by RNA polymerase II
Cellular component (GO): nucleus; neuron projection
Molecular function (GO): sequence-specific DNA binding; DNA-binding transcription factor activity
Source: RefSeq, marked reviewed
UCCGAAGCCAGAUGUGUGUUAAGAAUUCAGUAGUUUUGGUGGUCCAAAAACAUCAAAAAAUAUCAAAAUUUUCCGAGUUUGUUAAGCACGGCAAAUUUGCCGAAUUUGCCGAAUUAGCCGAGCUCGGCAAAUUUGCCGAAUUUGCCGUGCUCGGCAAAUAUUGAAGAAAGAGAUUUGCCGAAUUUGCCGAGCUCGGCAAAUUUUGAGAUUUGCCGCACACCCCUGAUUCAAAACCUUGGUGCUUCCGGGGAAAAAAAGGGAAAAUCCCACGUCACCAUUUUCAGUAUUUUUUGAAUAAAAACACAUCAAUUCUAUUCUCUAGUUCUCACAUGAUUCUAUCACAUACUCUUUUAUUUUAUUUUCUGCCCCAACUACCAACACAGGCUCCCCUUCCUCUUCCAACCAAUGAGCCGUCGUCCCGCCUCCUCGCUCUGAGGCUCCGCCUCCCUCCCCGGUGAGCUCUUCGACACGGACGGGAAGCGCGCGACGAAUCAGAUACAGGAAAAGGAAGCGGAUGCGAAUGCAAGUCGUCUCGUCAGCCACGCUGCCACCAACCGUCGCCUCGGCGGAUCUUGCCAUCGUCGGAGGCAGAUCAUCGGAUGAGGAUGUGAUCAAGUAUUCGGCCAUUCAAACCAUCAAACAGGAGCAGCAGCAACAGCAGCAGCAGCAAUCCAAUACUGCUCUUCCGUCCUACAAUUUCCCAUUUUUCAAUGGAAUGCAAAACGAUUUCCCGCCAAAUCGAAUGCUCUACAAUGACAACACAAUGCAGAAAAGUGAAAAUGAUCACUUCACCGGUAUGAACCUCUCAACAUCGGCUUCAUCAUCAGGAAACUCCACAUCUUCAAAGGAUCAGAGCCGCCGUCAAUUCUAUACCGAAAGCAGUAAUAGCUCUGGAAAUGGAGCCGCCGCCACGAGCGGAAGCAAUGGAUCGAGCUCAAGUACCGAAAGCAAAAGUGACGUCUUCAACAUCUCUAUGAACGCGUUCGCCGCCACUCCAGGAUCAAAAAGCGAGGAUCAUAACAUUCCGAGUUUCAACAUGCUCAGCUCCUACUACACCGGAGCUCUCAAGCUGAGUAACUCGACAUCGUUUGCCAAUCCAGACCCCUAUCAAAUCCUGGGACCAACCAGCAAAAACCUCGCACAUUCCGGCAGUGGACAGACUCAGCUCUGGCAAUUUCUCCUUGAACUCCUCUCGGACAAACGCUACUCCGAAGUGAUUACCUGGGAGGGCACACAGGGAGAGUUCAAGCUUGUGGAUCCGGAUGAAGUGGCUCGAAAAUGGGGAGAAAGAAAGUCAAAGCCAAACAUGAAUUAUGAUAAGAUGUCGAGAGCUCUUCGCUAUUAUUACGAUAAGAAUAUAAUGGCAAAAGUCCAUGGGAAGAGAUAUGCGUAUAAAUUUGAUUUUCAAGGAAUCGCACAGGCUCUCCAGCCUCCAACUGCUUCUCAUCCACAGGAUUACUUUAAUUCUCAUGCGAUGGGGAGAAUUGCUCCUGAUUUCUCAUCGUGGACAAGUGCAAAUUAUCGAUCUCUGAAUAUUGCCGGGUUUAAUAACGGCAGCACAAUUUUCAACCCAUCAGUCAACUACAGUGCAUUUGGAGCCACCGGCACCUCGAAUAAUCUCUCGGCGGCACGAGCAUUCCCUCUUUAUCGAUAGUCACCCCCCAUAAUUCCUCCAAUCUAUGAUCUCUCCUACCUUUUGAAGUGAACGGGAUUUCUUCAUUUUAUACCAACUUCUUUAUUUUUGCUCUACCUUAAUUUUUCGUCUUGAUCUCUAAUAAUUCUUUAAACAGUAUGUCCAUCUAGUCUCCUGAGUUGUACAUUUUGGUUUUGCACAUACCUCUUUCUCCUCGAAUGUCUCUAGAUAAUUACAAUAUAUUUUGAAAAAUUUAAUGAAUUCAAAAAAAAAGUAUAUUAAAAUGCA